Molecule: messenger RNA, 3526 nt
Organism: Formica exsecta
Lineage: Eukaryota; Metazoa; Arthropoda; Insecta; Hymenoptera; Formicidae
Gene: Jupiter
Product: microtubule-associated protein Jupiter
Exons: 5
Coding region: 500-1228 (242 amino acids)
Cellular component (GO): nucleus
Source: RefSeq, a predicted model, not a curated record
CUAGUCCGCGGAUGCGCGGGAAUGGAAAUGCAUACUGCCAGGAUAGUCGGUCGUGGUGGCUAUUCGCAACAGCUCUCAUUCGAAAAGAAGAAAAAGAGAGAGAGAGAGAGAGAGAGUAACAAAGGGAGAAGAGAGCGGAGACGAAAGAGGGAGAGAAACAGGCACGAGGCACCGGUGGAGGAGGCAUUAUAUACUCUUGCUGGAUCUUCGUUCAACGUCAGUAUCUUGCCCGAAUUCGUGGCACUGACAUCGCAAACGCUAAACACCGCAAUACUCGCAGCUGCAGCCAAGAACGUGAUUAUCCGAGCCGUGGAAGAUAUAAGAAUUUCGCAGAAAGAGAAAUCCGUUCAUUUAAAUUCGCAUUUUGCAUUCGUGUUCUGCCUGCAUUUUUCGAAAAAGGAGUGAUUGCCAUCAGGGAGGAGAGCCGAUCGCUUCGAGGUUGCCAAGAGACACCUCUUUUUUUUCCUGACUGAUUAAGAUCCAGUCCCGGGGGAUUAUCAUGGCCACUUACGCAACUUACAGGCAUGUCGAGCUUGACAAUGUUGGAUAUGGGAAGAAAAGGGUGUUGAAGCCGCCUGGCGGUGGUAGCAGCGACAUUUUCGGCGCAGAGGAGACGAGUCCGCGCCGUGUCAAGACCCACAAUCAGUCCCAGCUGGGCUCGGCGUUUUUCGGCAACGCCAACGAUAACACGCAUGCCAUCCUGUCACCGCGGUCUAAUAAGCCCGGUAAUGAUUCAUACAAUCGUCUGUUUGGUCCUCCCGAUGCCCCACCCACUCCAAACGCAAAAAAUCACAAGGGCAACAAUAAUUUCUUCAACGGGGGAUCGUCAAUUUCGACGCUAUCGUCGAGCACCAAGAGCAUAAACAGCAACAACUCAUUGCCAAAUAUUGCUAAUGGCUUUGCUAGCAACGGCAAUAAUUCGUUCAACGAUGUCACAGCUUUUAGGAGAAAGAAACGAUUUCGAGGAUUGCCGACGCGCAACCCGGUCACCGGAGAUGGAAUUGAGGUGACGCCUGUGAGGUGCAAUCCACGAAAAUGUAGAGAUGGCAAUCCGGUAACUGGAACUGGCUAUACAUCUGAGACGCAGAAAAACGGACCAGCCAUGCAGAACGGAAUUGCUAGCUCGAAUUCCAGCAGUAGUGGCGAAAAGUCGAAUGAUACGUCGCCAGCGGCAGCAAAGCCGCGUACCCGCAUCCCACCUGGUGGCUAUUCAUCUGGACUCUGGUAAAGGGCAAAGUCAUCAUCAGUCGCUUUCUUUCCUUUCCCGAGAUAUGUUCUGAUUAAUUCUUUCAGCUCUGUUACUCUUAACUCAUUAAAGCCCACUAUCUCUUAUAAGAUCUUCAAAUUGUUGUCCGUAAAACGUCCCGAAAUAGAAGUCUAUUUAUAUAUCGUAUAUCUCUAUCGCAAUGGGUAUACUUUUCUAUAUUUUUUCUAGAAUUCAAAAAAAGAGAGAAUUGUAAGACAGACGAAAUAAAUAGUGGGUUUUAGUAGAUUAAUAUCAUUUUGCUUUGUACUAUUCAAAGAAAUGCAUAGAGAGGAGCAAUAAUAACAUUUAUAGGCCUUUUGAUUUUUGGAUAACUAUUUCCGCCAAUAAUCAUUUUUGAAUUAAUUAAUUCAGACCUAAAUACAUGGUGAUAUUCAGUUACUCCAGUAUUCAAACGAAGAUAUUCAAUAUAACAUGAUAUUCGCAGUUAGGAAGGUCGAGAGGAUUAAUAUAUAUAUAUAUAUAUGAGGACGGACGAAAAUAUUAUAAUAAUAAUAAAAUCAUCAAUUCUCCGAAUAUCUGCAACGCAGAAACGAGCAAAAUUGCAUUCUUUCAACGACGCAAUUCGAUCAACAAUCUUUAUCAUAUUUAAUAUUGGUUUUUUAAAAUCCUAGAUUUCAGUCAUGUGUAACGCGCGAAUUCUAUAUUUUAAAAAAGAUAAAUUAUAAAAUAUUUAACUGGCAAUUAAUAAUAGUUUUUAAGUAUUUAAGUGGAAUUUUUAUAAUCUUUGUUGCCGUAAACGAAAUAACAUGUAGAAAACAUGAGCAUAAACCGGUCCUGGGUUUCUCUCGAGCGUGAAUUACCGGUCCUUCAAUUAGCAACUCUAGUACAAGUUUUAUCGCGUAACUGUAUAGAGGUAGUUAAAGCGAUCAUUGCGCGUAAAGUAUAUUUUUUCAUGACUGAAAUGUUGCGUCGGUCGAUGAACGAUUCGCGAGCUGUAAAUCAUUUUGCUAGAAAGUGCGAUUUCCUCAUUAACAGCUUAUACAUAAUGAGUCAUUAUAAAUAAAUAGAAAAGAAUAAAUUGUUCAUGAUAAGAGAAGUCAAAACAAAAACAUUUAUUUUAAAAUUAAAGCAUAAAGCAAGAAAAUAUUGUGCAAAUUAUUUCAAUUAUUUGCUUUAUGAGGCAUCAAUCAUAUUUAUCAAAGUGCUUAUUUGUUUUAUUUAUAUUUUCUAUUCGACUCGAAAUCUCAUCUUAUCAUAUUGGAAUACGACUGCCGUAUCAGGUAUCGCAGUAUUUUGCUCGUUUCCAAUGUUGCAUAUUGCGUCUCAAUCAUAUAAAAUUUUAGAGAAUCACAUGUCUAAUAUACGAGAAUUCGCUGUCACCUCGAAAUGAAGGGCAAUGAUAUUCACAUAUACAUAUACAGAACAGUACCAAGAUCGUAGAAUUAUAAUAUCGCGAUUAUCACAAUAUAGUACGGCAUUGAUUAGGAGUGAGGAAAGGAAAAGAUCGUUGUACCAUUCAAAAUUUCUUUUGCCAAAUAUCGAGAAAAGAUAUAUUGAAAUGUGUCUACAUGUAAAAAUAAUUAGCAAGAUAAUGAACAUUUUGAAUGGAGUAUUAUAUUGAUUAGUGGCAAUGUUACAAAAAAUAAAUUCCGUAAAUAAAUCAGAGGAAUGGAUAAAAAACAGCAAUGUUUUAUGAUGGAAUUAGGAUUGUGGAAACGUCGGAGUUAUACAUUAGAAGUAGGCAUGUGUUAUUUCCAAAAAUAAAGCUAUACUAUGUAUAACCCAUUAAAUAAAUCAAGUGCUUUUUUAUCUUCGUGCCUUCUUAAUCAACUAUUUAUUAACAUCGAAAAGAACGCGGUCAACGACGAGAUAUCACCUCAUUUUUUUCUCGCGAAUUAUCCUCGCGAUUUUUGAUACCGAUUCUGUUUAAUAAUAUAAAUAUACUUUUAACUGUGUCACACAAUCAGAAAUUUCUCGAAAAUCAAAAAGGGAAUAUCGUCAUCGUAUAAUUUAUAUGAAGCGCGCGCGUCUAGAGACGAUACUUUGUUUCCCACUCUUACAUCAUGUAUUUUAUAAUAAUAUUUUAUAAUAUAUUUUCGUCAUCACUUCGCUUUUUUUACGAGUGUAGCGGAUGUAGUACAUGAAUUGAAUGUAUUUAUUUUACAGCAAAGAGUCGUGCACGUUUAGUUCUUUUUUCUAUGCAAAUUUUUACGCAGUGGUUUGAUGUGAGUAAAAUUAAAUUAUAACACACACAAUAUAUAUAUUUGUCAUAAAAGUAGCCUUUUUAUACUCUGACAAUGAUGAAUAAAAUUUUAUAAG